AUGCCCAUUUAUGUGAACAUUAGUCAUUUUAUUUCCCCCUUUUCUCAUAGCCACCACAAGGCACCAAGGAACCUAACAGGAAAUAAUGAAUUUCUUCUUAUGGGAUUUUCAGAGGAGUCAGAAUUGCAACCCCUGAUAUUUGGACUUUUUCUCUCCAUGUACCUGAUCACUGUGUUUGGAAACCUGCUUAUCAUCCUGGCUGUCAGCUCAGACUCCCACCUCCAUACUCCCAUGUACUUCUUCCUUUCCAAUCUGUCCUUUGUAGACAUCUGCUUCACCUCCACCACCAUCCCAAAGAUGCUGUGGAACAUCCAAACCCAGAAUAAAGUCAUAACCUAUGAAGGCUGCAUCAUCCAGAUGUACUUUUUCUUACUUUUUUCCGGACUGGACAUCUUCCUCCUGACCGUGAUGGCCUAUGACCGAUAUGUGGCCAUCUGUCACCCCCUGCACUACAUGGUCAUCAUGAACCCCUGGCUCUGUGAACUGUUGGUGCUGGUGUCCUGGAUCAUAAGUGCCCUGCAUUCCUUGUUAGAAACCUUAAUGGUGUUGCAACUGUCCUUCUGUACAGUCUUAGAAAUCCCUCAUUUUUUCUGUGAAGUCAAUCAGAUGAUACAACUUGCAAAUUCUGACACCUUUCUCAAUAAUGUGGUGAUGUAUUCUGGAGCUGUGCUGCUGGCUGGUAGUUCCCUCGUGUGUAUCCUUUACUCUUACUCUAAGAUAGUUUCCUCCGUACAAGGAAUGGCAUCAGCUCAGGGGAAGUAUAAAGCAUUUUCCACCUGUGCAUCUCACCUCUCAGUUGUCUCCUUAUUUUAUUGCACAGGCUUAGGAGUUUACCUUAGCUCUGCUGUUAUUCACAGUUUACACUCAAGUGCAAGAGCCUCAGUGAUGUACACUGUGGUCACACCCAUGCUGAACCCCUUCAUCUACAGUCUGAGAAAUAAAGACUUACAGAGAGGUUUGAAAAUGUCCUUUGGAAAGGUAAGUAUAAAAGCCCUAUUUUCCUAG
Dama dama (fallow deer) is the source of this 1005-nucleotide messenger RNA. Its product is annotated as olfactory receptor-like protein OLF4. Gene Ontology annotation, molecular function: G protein-coupled receptor activity; olfactory receptor activity. Gene Ontology annotation, cellular component: membrane. Lineage: Eukaryota; Metazoa; Chordata; Mammalia; Artiodactyla; Cervidae. The record is from RefSeq and is a predicted model, not a curated record. The transcript has a single exon. Bases 1 to 1005 code for a protein of 334 amino acids. Gene Ontology annotation, biological process: G protein-coupled receptor signaling pathway.